CGGAGCGGGGAGAGGAGGCAGCGGGCACCAUGGUCGAGAGGCCACAGUCCGCAGGUGGCGCCGUGUGCGCAGCCGCCUACCCCGACGCCCCCGCGGAGUUCCCCCCGCACCUCCAGGCCGGCGCGAUGCGGCGCCGCUUCUGGGGCGUGUUCAACUGCCUGUGCGCCGGCGCCUUCGGGGCCCUGGCCGCCGCCGCCGCCAAGCUGGCCUUCGGCAGCGAGGGGAACAUGGUCUUCUGCAUCGUAGGCAUUGUCGUGAUGGCCACCACCAAUUCUCUCAUGUGGACGUUCUUUAGCCGGGGCCUCAGUUUCUCCAUGUCUUCGGCCAUCGCGUCUGUCACGGUGACUUUCUCAAACAUCCUCAGCUCGGCCUUCCUGGGCUUUGUGCUGUACGGGGAGUGCCAGGAGGUCUUGUGGUGGGGAGGCGUGUUCCUCAUCCUGUGCGGACUCAGCCUGAUCCACAGGAAGCUGCCGCCGAUUGAGAAGGCCCCGCCACACAAGCAACAGUAACAUCGGGUGGCCGGCCGGACCAGCCGCAGAGACAGCGUGAUGGCCUGGGGAACAGGCUGGCGCACAGGGACCGCUUCCCCUGGUGAUCUGGGCCUGCAGCCAUCUGAGUGGCAGCCAGAGGAAGGCGCCCCCAGGAGGCAGGCCCCUGACCCAGCAGCCCGGAGGGUGGCCAGCCGGAGCUUCUGGAAUGGGAAGGACAAUCACAGUUGCGUUCUGCCUGGAGCCUUCUCUGAUGCCCACACCGCGCUUCUGGUUCUCAUGCUCCUCGGCCCGCGCAGUGCUCCUGGGCAGAGGCUGGAGACCCUGGGCUUGGUCUGCUCGGCACCUGGACUUGAGACCACACUGCAAUUGAGGUCCUGUUGCGUAACAUUGGACUCCGUGCCUGUGGAGCUUUCCGAUGGCUCCACGCCGACCUAUCAGGACAUCUGUGUCCUCCCUGCACGGCAAGGGAAGGAAAACUGGAUUAAUAAACACUUUUUUGUGUCAGUUAAAA
Molecule: messenger RNA, 1002 nt
Organism: Hyaena hyaena (striped hyena)
Lineage: Eukaryota; Metazoa; Chordata; Mammalia; Carnivora; Hyaenidae
Gene: TMEM42
Product: transmembrane protein 42
Exons: 3
Coding region: 30-509 (159 amino acids)
Source: RefSeq, a predicted model, not a curated record